UAAAAUGCUAAUCAGAUCGUUGUCCAUUUAAGAUACCGCUAAAUGUCCCAUAAGGGCACAUUUCAGUUAUAGCCACCUAAAGGUAAAGAGCCACAGCUACCCAGGCAAUUCUCUGAAUCUGACAGCACAGUGAAGCAUCCACGAGACUUCAUCCGUUAACCUGCAAGUGAUGUUAGCCUGAUAGCAAGCUAAGACAGACAUAAUUUCGUACUCUCGUUCCCGUCCUCAAGCGCUUCCUUGCACGGAGCAAUUAAGCGUCAGUCCGUCUCUCAACACUGAAGCAGCAUAGGCUGAGUGUAAACGAAUGAGAACCGUAGCGCUGGACUGCAACCUUGCGCGCGGCGGAGGAGACUAGAGCGUAGAGCGAACAGGUGGGCGAGGGGGGUCGAACGCGCGGAGCGGCCAUGAAGAUCGCAGUGGAGGGCUGCUGCCACGGCGAGCUCGACAAGAUCUACGAGACGAUUGGCUACCUGGAGCGCAAGGAGGGCGUGACCGUGGAUCUGCUGCUGUGCUGCGGAGACUUCCAGGCUGUGCGCAAUGAGGGCGACAUGAAGUGCAUGGCGGUGCCGCCCAAGUACAGGAGCAUGCAGACAUUCUACAAGUACUACUCUGGUGAAAAGAAGGCUCCAGUCUUGACCAUCUUCAUUGGGGGCAACCACGAGGCCUCGAACCACCUGCAGGAGCUGUCUUAUGGGGGCUGGGUGGCCCCCAACAUCUAUUACUUGGGUUAUGCUGGAGUGGUGCGCUACAAAGGGAUCAGGAUCGGUGGCCUGUCAGGAAUCUUCAAAUCGCAUGACUACAGGAAAGGACACUAUGAGUUCCCACCGUACAGCCAGGAAACACUGCGAAGCGUCUACCACAUCAGGAACAUUGACGUCUUCAAGCUGAAGCAGAUCCAGCACCCCAUGGACAUCUUCAUGUCGCACGACUGGCCACGCGGUAUUUAUAACUACGGCAGCACCGAGCAGCUGCUGCGGAAGAAGAAGUUCCUGCGGCAGGAAGUGGAGACCAACACGCUGGGCAGCCCCGCCGCGGCCGAGCUGCUGGCCCACCUGCAGCCGGCCUACUGGUUCUCCGCCCACCUGCACGUCAAGUUCGCCGCCUUCGUGCAGCACCAGGCCCAGGGCGACUGUGCUCCGCGCACGACCAAGUUCCUCUCUCUGGACAAGUGCCUCCCACACCGGGACUUCCUGCAGGUGGUGGAGCUGGCAGACCGGCCUGGCUGCUCUGAGCAGCUGGAGUAUGACCCGGAGUGGCUGGCCAUCCUGAAGGCCACAGACUGCCUGCAGAGACCCUCACCCGGACCCUGGAACCCCCCCCAGGACAACGGACUGCACAGCAAGUGGGACUACAGUGCCUCAGAAGCGGCCAUGUUGGAGGUGGUGGGGGACCUGGGAGGGGAGCUCCAUAUCCCCGAAAACUUCUGCGUCACGGUGCCGGCCUACGACCCCAGCCGCCCCCAGCCCCAGGUGGCCCCCGCCUACGCCACCAACGCUCAGACCACGGAGCUGUGCGCCACCCUGGGCCUGACAGACGUCUACGCCAAGGCGGGGCGCGCCGCGGGCCCCGGAGAGGCAGGGGGCAAGGGCGCCUCCGAGGAGGAGGAGGAGGAGGAAGAGGAGGAGGAGAACCAGAGCACGGGCAGCGCGGAGGAGCCCAGCGAGUACCCCACUGACACCUCGGGCCUGUCCAGCUCCUACAACCCCGACGAAAUCACCAUCGAGGACGAGUGGGAGGAAGAGGAGGAGGACGGAGGGGGUGGGGUGAAGAAGAAGGGGGCCGGCCCCCCCAGCCUGAGCCCCGACGCCGUGGUCCCGGAGGGGCAGGGCGGCGCCCAGGACGCAGACAGCCCCUCCAGAGACCUGGCCUCCAGCCGCCUGGUCCUGCCCCCUCCCCGGCUGUCCCUCCCCCUGGACCUCCCUCCCCCCGCCCACUCCACUCCUGGCUCCGCCUCCCCGUCCCACUGCAGCCCAACGGAGGAAGGGAGCCCCCUGCUGGUGAGGAUCCCCAAGCGCACCAGCGGGGAGGCGGGAGCCCCCGGCAGCGCCGGCAACACCCCCAAGAUCAAACGCCGGAACCAGACCAUCUACACCGCCCCGGACGACGAGGAGGAGGAGAGCGAGGGGUAGAGGCAGGAGAGGGAAGGAUGGAGGGAGGAGA
Messenger RNA from Anguilla anguilla (European eel), 2160 nucleotides. RefSeq names its product debranching RNA lariats 1 (gene dbr1). Gene Ontology annotation, molecular function: RNA lariat debranching enzyme activity. The coding region runs from base 405 to 2129 and encodes 574 amino acids. NCBI's taxonomy places the organism in Eukaryota, Metazoa, Chordata, Actinopteri, Anguilliformes, Anguillidae. Gene Ontology annotation, cellular component: nucleus. The transcript has 9 exons. The record is from RefSeq and is a predicted model, not a curated record. Gene Ontology annotation, biological process: mRNA splicing, via spliceosome.